AUGCUGCUGCCGGAGGGGCCCCCAGCCUCUGAAGAGGCCACGGCUGCUGGGCCCCAGCGCGGCGACUGCAUCGUCUGCUACUCGGCCUAUGACCUCACCGGGCACCUGCCCCGCCGUCUCUACUGCGGCCACACCUUCUGCCAGGCGUGUGUGCGGCGGCUGGCCACGCCAGCCCCCGAGCAGUGCUGGGUCCCCUGCCCGCAGUGCCGCCAGAGCACGCCCGUGCCCCGCGGAGGGGUGGCCAUGCUGGACCUCGAUCUGGCCGCCUUCCUGGCCGUCAGGGCCGGGCGGGGGCUGUCUCGCCUGGAGCUGCAGCCCCCGGGGCCCCACAAGGGCAGCCCCACCAUCACCCAGCAGCCGGCCAGGCUCCUCCCCAUGUCGAGCCCCCCGCCCCACUUCCCCCAGCCCGGAGGCUGCUGCCCAGCAUGCCGUAGCCUCUGCUGGGAUCCCCCAGGCAGUCCCCAGCUCUGA
Molecule: messenger RNA, 471 nt
Organism: Odocoileus virginianus texanus
Lineage: Eukaryota; Metazoa; Chordata; Mammalia; Artiodactyla; Cervidae
Gene: RNF224
Product: ring finger protein 224
Source: RefSeq, a predicted model, not a curated record